UAGCCAGGUGUGGGAGACCCGGGACCAUCCUGAGGGACCCUUCCAGCAUUAAUGUCCUCUACUUCCUCUAUAGGACAUGGUGUUAAACUUUAAAAUGGAAACUUAGGAACAGGAGGAGCACUGCUGUGGGACCAUUUUGCCACGGAGCAGAUUUUUGCCUCUGGGUCAGAGUCUGGGCAGUCUCUUUCUUUGCCUGCCACCGGCUCCCCAGUCUUUGCUUUGUGGAGAGAGGAUGGACAGAUUCCUGGUGAAAAGGGCUCCAGGAGGCCUUUUGGGAAAGAGACAGCAAGAGCAGACGGGAGAAGGCCCGGAAGAGUUGGGAGGAGACAAGGAAAGCAGCAGGAAAAGGCCCAGGAGAGAAACCUCAGGGAAUGGAGUGGACUUGGCAGGCCUCAGCUGGCAGCACAUCCGAGCCGAGGGCCUGGACUGCGAUUACACAGUGCUGUUUGGCAAAGCCGAAGCGGACGGGAUUUUCCAAGAGUUGGAGAAAGAAGUGGAAUAUUUUACAGGUGCGCUGACCAGGGUCCAGGUGUUCGGGAAAUGGCACAGCGUGCCAAGGAAGCAGGCGACGUAUGGCGACACUGGGCUGACCUACACCUUUUCGGGCCUCACCCUGUCUCCAAAGCCCUGGCUCCCGGUUCUAGAGCGCAUCCGGGAUCGCGUUUCUUUGGCGACUGGAAAGACCUUCAACUUUGUGCUCGUCAACAGGUAUAAAGAUGGCCGUGACCACAUUGGUGAGCACCGAGAUGACGAGAGAGAACUGGCUCCCGGGAGCCCCAUCGCCUCCGUCUCCUUUGGGGCCUGCAGAGACUUCUUCUUCCGGCAUAAGGAUUCUCGAGGGAAGCACCCCUCCCGGCGGAUGGAGGCGGUCAAGCUUCAGCUGGCCCAUGGAAGUUUACUUAUGAUGAACCACCCAACCAACACUCACUGGUAUCACAGCCUCCCUGUCCGAAAGAAGAUUCUGAGUCCACGGGUCAAUCUGACAUUUCGUAAAAUUGUGCCUAUUAAAAAGUAAACACGU
Messenger RNA from Ceratotherium simum simum (southern white rhinoceros), 1021 nucleotides. It is a transcript of the gene ALKBH2, whose product is annotated as alkB homolog 2, alpha-ketoglutarate dependent dioxygenase. Gene Ontology annotation, molecular function: ferrous iron binding; broad specificity oxidative DNA demethylase activity; cytosine C-5 DNA demethylase activity. NCBI's taxonomy places the organism in Eukaryota, Metazoa, Chordata, Mammalia, Perissodactyla, Rhinocerotidae. The record is from RefSeq and is a predicted model, not a curated record. Gene Ontology annotation, biological process: DNA alkylation repair.